Molecule: messenger RNA, 1053 nt
Organism: Didymodactylos carnosus
Lineage: Eukaryota; Metazoa; Rotifera; Eurotatoria; Philodinida; Philodinidae
Source: the annotation of a GenBank genome assembly
AUGUCCAACCAGGAAUACAAAUUAUCAGAUGCCUCCGGCUUCAAUUCAAUCAAGUUACACAAGUCCUCGAUUCCUCAACCGGGUCCAGGCGAAGUUCAGAUUAAGUUUCAUGCCUGCUCGCUCAACUAUAGAGAUCUGGUCAUCAGUCGAGGAGAAUACCCAUUAACAGUGAAACCAGGAACCGUUCCAGCAUCCGAUGGAGCAGGAGAAGUUACAGCUGUUGGUGAAGGAGUUAAACAUCUAAAGGUUGGCGAUCGAGUAUCACCCAAUUUUAAUCAAGAUCACAUUGGAGGACAUCUUACAGAAGAAGCAUUUGUAUCAACUCUUGGAGGCGGUCUUGACGGUUGUCUUCGUCAGUACGGUGUCUUCCGAGCUAUCAGCUGCGUCAAGAUUCCCUCCACGCUCUCCUACGAGGAAGCCGCUACAUUACCUUGCGCAGCACUGACAGCAUGGAAUGCUCUUUAUGGUGUUCCAGACAAGGCAUUACAACCAGGUCAAACCGUUCUCGUACAAGGCACCGGUGGAGUUAGUAUCUUUGGUGCACAAUUUGCAUUAGCAGCCGGUGCAAAAGUCAUUAUUACUUCAUCAUCUAACGAUAAAAUCGCUACAGUCAAGAAGUACCUCGGCGAAAAGAACAUUUCGACGAUCAAUUAUUCUGAAACUCCAGAAUGGGGUAAGAAAGCUAAAGAAAUCACUGGUGGUAGAGGAGUAGAUCAUAUUCUUGAAGUCGGUGGUGAGAAGACAUUGAAACAAUCAUUUGAAGCUCUUGCAUUCGAUGGUUCGAUCGACCUCAUUGGCUUCCUUGGUCAUGGAGGCGCUUCCACCAUGAGUGGAGCAGAGGUUUGUAUGGGAAUAUUGUUGAAGAAUGCAUGUAUUCGUGCAGUUCUGAUUGGUAGUGUCAUGCAAUUCAAUGCUAUGAAUGCCGCGAUUGAGACACAUCAGAUUAAACCACUUGUUGACAAGGUGUUUGAGUUUGAAGAUUUGAAGAGUGCUUACGAUUAUCAAUGGUCGCAGCAGCAUGUCGGAAAAGUAGUUGUCAAGGUGUCGAAUUGA